This is a messenger RNA of Staurois parvus, 342 nucleotides long. The record is from the annotation of a GenBank genome assembly. Lineage: Eukaryota; Metazoa; Chordata; Amphibia; Anura; Ranidae.
UCUGGGCACAGGUGGGUGGCACUUCUGGGCACAGGUGGGUGGCACUUCUGGGCACAGGUGGGUGGCACUUCUGGGCACAGGUGGGUGGCACUUCUGGGCACAGGUGGAUGCACUGCUGGGCACAGGUGGGUGAUCUGCUGGGCACAGGUGGGCGGAGUUAGUGGGCGCACAGGUGGGCGGAACUUGCAGGUGGCACUGCUGGGCACCGAUCAUCAGGGCACUGAUCAUCAGUGCCCUGAUGAUCGGUGCCGAUCCCCGCUCUGACAACUGCCGGUUCUCGGCAGUACUUUCCUCACGAUCUGACAGCGUGAGGAAAGUGCAGCCGAGAACCGGCACUUGCAU